Molecule: messenger RNA, 795 nt
Organism: Diaporthe batatas
Lineage: Eukaryota; Fungi; Ascomycota; Sordariomycetes; Diaporthales; Diaporthaceae
Exons: 1
Coding region: 1-795 (264 amino acids)
Source: RefSeq, a predicted model, not a curated record
AUGGCCUCGUCGAAGAAGAAACGCCGAUCUCGCAAGGCGUUUGUUCCUCUGGACCCAGGAAACCCUUUUCCCUUCAUGUCUCUCCCUCCUGAAAUCCGACUCAUGGUUUACGAUUUUCUCAUUAGAGAGCAGACUGCUAUGAGCUACAAAUGGGGUGUGCCGGCUGGUACUGUUGGUCUGUCUGACUCCCACAACAUGCUGUCCUCCAGCGUCAAGUCUCUUUUAAAAGUCAAGGACAUCCGUGCCGAAAUAUUCCCUCAACUGCUUUCGAGAUACCAAUUCGAGUGGGCUGAGGCUGGCGACUGGACCUCCAGCGAAAGAUGGGAGUCCUUCAAACGCUACGUACUUCCCUUCAUCAGUAGCCUCACAAUCACGAUCCAUGAUAAAGACCGACCACGUAAGAGCUCCAUCAAGCUCUUUACUAUCAUUCUUAAGUGGAUGCGGUGGCGCAGCCAGCGCACUCAUAUCCACCCAUGGCAGCUGAAGUCUCUGACGUUGAAAGAGGGCCCCAGAGUAACGGUGCCAAUACCACUUUGGGCAUUUUUCCGCUGGGAAAGGGAUGGGACGGAACGUGAUGUCAGUCACUUUCUUGUGAAUGGACCUAUGGUGCCUGGUCUGGAAUCCUUGACAAUCGUUCUCAAAACCAAGCCUCAAGAAGAGGCUGCCAAGGCCUGUCUUGAGCGAUUUGCGGGCUGUGGAGUUGAAGGCAAGCUUGGCUACUGGCAUGAUGACCAGAGAAAGGUCGCAUACUGGUUCCACCUUGAUGAAGGCCAACUGAUUCAGACCACUAUUUGA